This is a messenger RNA of Oncorhynchus mykiss (rainbow trout), 2511 nucleotides long. It is a transcript of the gene gpr61l, whose product is annotated as G protein-coupled receptor 61-like. Gene Ontology annotation, biological process: G protein-coupled receptor signaling pathway. Gene Ontology annotation, molecular function: G protein-coupled receptor activity. Gene Ontology annotation, cellular component: plasma membrane; signaling receptor complex; endosome. NCBI's taxonomy places the organism in Eukaryota, Metazoa, Chordata, Actinopteri, Salmoniformes, Salmonidae. The record is from RefSeq and is a predicted model, not a curated record.
CAUACACAGUGAUAGAGUGAAAGGAGGAGGGUUGAGAGAGAUAAAGGGCAUCCUCUCACAUCUAUCAGGGACUUAGACACUAUCCUGAGGGAAGUGAAGUGAUCAACAGCUUCUACACACCAUCUCUUACACCAGUGUCCCUCUGUUACCCCAGCCUGGUUUGGACCAGGGAUAUUCCCUCUGGAGUACACCUAUAAUAGACACUGAACUUCAAAACCUCUGGACAACCCACUCUGGCUACCUCUACCUGGAACCCUCACCAGUGUGGAACUUGUCCUGCUCAUCCAGUGGAAAUACCCACUGUAACUGGUCUACUAGGACUUUUUCAGGUCUACUCAUCUGAGGUUUCCUCACUAAAACAACCCUUGGGAUAUCCAGAAAGUACGACUCAAAAAAAUCUUAUUUCUUUGAAUUGGACUGGACAUAUCAUCUAAUAUUAUGGGACAUAUCCUAAAAAGAGGAGAAACUAAACAUUGCAAUGGGGCCUGCUGCUGUAAUGAUGACUAGUCUUCUGUGAACUAUGGAGAAGUCUGGUCCGAUGCUGGCUUCUACUCCCAAUCGCACAGGGGCCAACCUCACAACCAGCCUAUGGGGACCCAACCCCACAGUUCCUGCAGAGGUGGGAGUGGUCACCGGCUCCCAGUCUCAGAUCAAGGAUCUGAUUGGGCUGUUUGCAAUGGUGACCCUUAACCUCAUCGCCCUAUUGGCUAACACUGGAGUCAUGGUGGCCAUAGCCCGUGCCCCUCACCUGAAGAGGUUUGCCUUUGUGUGCCACCUGUGUGCAGUGGACCUGCUGUGUGCCAUCCUCCUCAUGCCUCUGGGCAUCAUCUCUAACUCGCCCUUCUUCGGCACUGUGGUGUUCACCGUGCUGGAGUGCCAGGUCUACAUCUUCCUCAACGUGUUCCUCAUCUGUGCCUCCAUCCUCACCAUCACCGCCAUCAGUGUGGAGCGUUACUACUACAUCGUCCAUCCUAUGCGCUACGAGGUGAAGAUGAGCAUCAACCUGGCCAUUGGCGUCAUGCUCUUCAUCUGGGUAAAGUCCAUCCUGCUGGCCCUGGUCACCCUGUUUGGCUGGCCUGCCUACGGGGCCCACAGCUCCAUCGCUGCCAACCACUGCUCCCUCCACUGGAGCCACAGUCGGCUGAGGAAGGUGUUCGCUGUGCUCUUCAGCGUGAUGUGUUUCCUGCUACCCGCCGUGGUCAUCUUCGCAGUCUACUGUAACGUGUACAAGGUUGCACGCUCGGCCGCCCUGCAGCACACACCCACACCUACCACAUGGGCCUCGUCCAACCCGGCCAAACGUCCCAACCGUUCUGACUCCAUCAACAGCCAGACAACCAUCAUCACAACCACCCGCAGCCUGCCCCAGAGACUAUCCCCUGAGAUGGCCUUCAGCGGGGGUAAGGCUGCCCUCACCCUGGUGAUCAUUGUGGGUCAGUUCCUGCUCUGCUGGCUGCCUUACUUCUCCUUCCACUUGCACCUGUCCUUCAGCUCAUCCCUGCAGAGCCCCGGAGAUGUGGAGGAGGCUGUUACCUGGCUGGCCUACUCCUCCUUCGCUGUCAACCCUUUCUUCUAUGGCCUGCUCAACAGGCAAAUCAGGGAGGAGCUGGUCAAGUUCCGGCGCUGCUGCUCCUCCAGGCCGGUGGAGCUGGGUACCUCCAGCCACGAGGGCUCCCUGCAGGAGAACUUCCUCCAGUUCAUUCAGAGGUCCAGCAACACGGCCGACACGCGCUCCAGCGGCGCCAACUCCAGCCCCAGGAACACUCUGGACCAGGGGGUCAGGAUCCCUGGACAGAUACCAGAGGAGCAUGGCUGAACACAAUGGACAACUCACUUCAAUAUGGACUAUUAAUUUUGACAGCCCUCUAUCCUCGUAGCACCCAGAGUUUGUGACCUGACCAAGACAAACUCUGGGGCCUAGUUAACGUCAAAAUGGCCCUGUGGUUUUUCUGAUCCGGUUACAUGCUCAGACAAAAUACUAUACUUCAUGUAUGCCUCUGAGUAAGGGCUUAUUAUUUAUUGGUAUAAUGGGAUUUAUUCAGGUAAUGUCUCCAACACAAGAUCAUAGUGUUGUUGUUUUAAUGAGAAAUAUAAAAUGAUUGUUACAGAAUUUCAUUGACAUUACCCUUUACUGUUGUUUCAUUACAAAACUUUAUGUAAAAAUGUAUGAUUAUUUGAUGAUUAGUUUGCAUGAAUUCUAUGUUCUGAAAUAACAUUUAUUUGAGUUUACUGAUGUUUCCAAUGAACAGUGAGGAAUGCUGUAGGAAUACUGAUAUUUUCACCUUUUACAGCGGCCAUGUAAAGGUUCUUAUUAACGUUCUAUCGAUAACACAUUAUUUAAAUAAAGUGACAAGCAUCGGUACAAUAGUUACAAAAUCAAUUCAUCUUUUCUAAUAAUUCUAUCCAUUUUACAGUGAAAAACAAUGUGUCAUGUGUAAGUAUAUACAGUUGAAGUCGGAAGUUUACAUACACUUAGGUUGGAGUCAUUAAAACUCCUUUUCAACCACUCUA